This is a messenger RNA of Tribolium castaneum (red flour beetle), 3900 nucleotides long. Its product is annotated as solute carrier family 9 member C1-like. Gene Ontology annotation, molecular function: potassium:proton antiporter activity; sodium:proton antiporter activity. The coding region runs from base 26 to 3850 and encodes 1274 amino acids. The record is from RefSeq and is a predicted model, not a curated record. Gene Ontology annotation, cellular component: plasma membrane. Lineage: Eukaryota; Metazoa; Arthropoda; Insecta; Coleoptera; Tenebrionidae. The transcript has 9 exons. Gene Ontology annotation, biological process: proton transmembrane transport; sodium ion import across plasma membrane; regulation of intracellular pH.
AUCAAAAACUGACAAAACUGUCAAUAUGACCAAAAUGCCUAAAAUAAACCUUCUCCUUAUCUUAGCUCUUUGCGAAUCAUGUAACGCUUUCCUCAAUAGGACAGUUGGUUCGGACAAUCCCCGUGCGAUAUACCCUUCAAUUCCAGCCGAACAUAAUGUAUUUUACUUCUUCGUGAUCGUCAUGUUGGCAACCAUAAUCCGAAUCGUCCUGAUACGCUACGACAUCCCUACCCCUUACGGCGCUUUCAUGAUUAUGGUCGGGGUUAUCUGGGGAAUCAUCUGCAACCACAAUCUCUUCGUCCUUCUUGCUUCCGACGCCAUGAAUACCAAUCCUGUCGAUCUUGUCUGCGUUUACUUACCCGCUUUGGUGUUCUCCACCAGUUUCAGCCUCGACGUCCCUAUUUUCCUCAAGACUAUUCCGCAACUCCUAGUGAUUGGAAUUUUCGUAACUUUUCUAACCGGAACCCUUUUUGGAGUCCUAAUGAGGUUGGUGAUUGAGCCGAGUUGGUCCAUUAAAGUUGGUCUAACUUUCGGUAUUUUUAUCGUUCCGAUCAAUCCCGCAAGCAUUGUGUAUCUUUUGAAGCAGCAAACAACAGCGACCAGACACAUCAGCGCUCUCUUGGAAGGCGAGGCCAUCUUCAAUAUGCUUCUUGCGGAAAUGACCCACGAUCUUAUUAUUAACUUUGCAAAAGGGUUUGUCGUUCAUUGGUAUCAGUUUGUAAUGGUGUUAAUACGCUUUAUUUUGUUUGGUAUCGCAUUUGGGUAUUUCGUGGGCCUUCUUGGUCGCUACAUGAUGCGCACUUUGUACCGCUACCCUCUUACUAUCUUCAUGAUUUCUUUCGGUUUUCCCUUCUUCACGUUCUUUUUAUCAGAUAUUUACAUAUCUGGUUGUGGGUCUAUUUCCGUUAUGAUUCUGGGUACCAUGAUGGCGAUGGAACGCUCAGUUCUUGCGAAAGAGACAAAUCAGUUUUUGACUGACAUGUGGGAAACCAUUGGAUAUUCUCUUGAUGCAGUCAUGUGCGUGACUAUUACACUGCUGGCCACUGUCGAAGUGGCCACAAUUGUGACUACAUCGGCUUAUAUUCGUAUAAUUGUGACUUAUCUGACCUAUUACUCGAUCAGAUUCAUCUGUUUCCUCUUGUUUGCGCCCAUCAUCAGCCGAUUGGGCUAUGGCAUGGACUUGAAAUGCAUGAUAGUGUGUGUGUGGAGCGGCCUCAAGAGUCCCUUUAGUCUAGCUCUUUCCUUAAUCUUCGUAGAGGAUGCAAUAUCCGCCGAAAAAAUGAAACGAAUCUUUUUCCAAUGUGUUGGCAUUUAUUUUCUGUCAGUUUUAAUCAAUGGGACUUUUACGCGAAAAAUCUUGGAGUUCUUAGGCCUGCGAGAAAUAUCCAUGGCGCGAAAAAUCAACAUGACAAACUGCAUGAAACACAUUUUCACCAAAAGGAACAAAACGGUGGCCAUCCUCAAGAUGGACAGGUUUUUAGCCGACGUCAACUGGCCGGUCGUCCUUGAAGCCACUGACAUGAAACAUCCAUACCGUAUGGGAAUGGAAGACACCGAAGAAGACAAUUUUUUUUUGUUAGGGUACCGGUUCACCGUUUGCCCCGACUGUAAAAGCGAAAUUCCCAAAGAACCGACCACUAGAGAACUAAAAGACAUGGCUAAGGAGGCCAAAAUGCGAGUGCUGAAAAGCAAAAAAAUGUGCUAUGCGCGUCAGUACGAGAACGGCAUGAUGACCAAAGAAGGGAUCAAGAUUCUUAGUCAAGCCGUCGAGCUUGCGAUGGACACUGAGGCUGCAGUGAUCCAACUCGAGGGCCUCGAGAAACGAUUCAAGGAAGAGAAUUGUAUCUACCGAUGCAUUCGAAAGAAGGUCAAACAUUUGAACCGAUCUCAAGCCGACUCAAUCAGACCUCCUCGUAAAUAUUUCAGACGGCUUUGCUACCGGAUUUGCAUCAAUAAUACGUUCGAACAUUUUAUGUUGGUCAUCAUAACUAUACAUUGCGUUUUCAUAACCGUGAGCACGAUAUAUCACCCCCCGAUAGACCACUUAGACACCAUAGAUAAAAAACUUGACGUUGCGAUCUCAGUCCUUGAUCUCAUCUUUAGUAUCAUUUACAUCGUGGAGGUGAUUUUGAAAAUAAUGGCAUUUUCUUGGAUCCACUUUUGGGAACACGGAGUUAAGACCUAUUUUAAGUCUGUUUGGCGUAAUAUCGAUUUCUUGGUAGUGGUGACAUGUAUAUUGCAAGGUUACUACGACUUGAAGUGUUUUUAUGCACAAAUCCCUGAGAGCAAGUAUGGUGUCUUUUAUCGCGUUUUAACAUGUUUGAGGUUACUGCGAGUAGUGCGACUCUUCACAGUUUUGAAAAUCUUCUACCCAAAAUUUGUAACAUAUCUAGACCGCUCUGUGGAUAGCCAAUUAGCGUUUACGUACGAGUUGGGAAAGAGUUAUGCAAUUGGGGAAACAGAAAUUUUGGAUAUGUUGCCCUACAUGAUUGACAAUACCGCAAUCCGAGAAGAAAUCAAGCAGAAAAUUGAAAGAGACAAGGUUAUCAUAACAAAGUUGCUGGGAAUGGUUCAGAAGGAGAAACCUUGGAUUGCAAUAACUGUGAAGACGAAACAAGCAAUUCGGACGAUUUUGAACUCAAUGAAAGAAGCAGCAAAUCAGUUGAGGACUGCUGGUUGGGUCGACGACUAUGAGCAAGAAAAACUGUUCCAAGUCAUGGGCGAAUUGUGGUCCAAAGUGAAUUCAAUCAAGUCGGUGCAACCAAGCGCCCCCAAAGUCAUUUUCAAGGAAGUUGCGUGGAUGGCAGGAGAUCAGGCGGUUAUUGAUUUUCUGUUCGAAAAUGUCACUGUAAAAAAGUUCGAACCUGGAGAUGUGGUUUUUGAGGAAGGGACUGUUGCUGAUGGAAUUUACAUCGUCGUGACUGGGCUCUUUAUGAUCAUUUAUAAACCGGAGUCAAACGUAUUGACUAGUUUGCACGAAUACGGCCAAUUGCCGAUUGCUGAUUAUUUAUCGGCGACACAAUACGAAGAACGUGUUGUAGACUAUAUCGUGUCGGGUAAUUGUAUAGGCGAGCUUAGUACUUUAACUGGAAGAGCUUAUAACUGUACUGUGUCGGCAGACGCACAUUGCCAAGUCUAUGUUUUGAGUAAAGGUGUCAUAAAACGCGCAAUGGAACUAAAUCCAGACCCUGUCAUUGGACUGGAAUGUCGGCUUUGGAAAGAAGUCAGUAUAAGGAUGGCGGUCCCUCUCCUCAUGUCAGUUCCAGCUUACCAAGGCUUCUCUCAAGACCAAAUUAAAUACGCCCUUGAACGUGCCUUCGUCCCAAAUUUGUCCAAUUACAAGAUUUUCGCCGUCACCGACAUGAUUGAAGACAUUAUUUUAAUCGAAGGCUGUGCUGCUGAUUUCAAUACUCGAGAAAGUUUUGUUGCCCCUUGUUGUAUUCCCAGAACAGUCCAGAAACUCAUACUUCCAAAGAGUAGUUUAAUUAACAUUCCAGUUCUCUUAGAAACGAAACUACUUAUAAUUCCCGAGAAAGAUGUAGAUGAAUAUGAUGUCAUGAUUUUGGCUGAAGAUAUGUGCGAAUUGGUGGAUACUGGAGCUAGUAUGAAGUGCCUCCAACAUGCGACACAAGAGAAGACGCGGAAGAAAAAGGUUAAAAUGAUGGCUGCGAGGAAAAAAGGGACUGCCGUUAGUAAAACUUUGAGCAAGUUGCAGCCUGAUUCGAAUGAUUCUGUUGGUAUGUUGUUCUUCAAGAGAACCGACUCAGAAACAAACAGUAUUAACAUGGAAGAGGAGGAAGAGAAUAAACGAAAUGCUGAGCAGACGAAGCAGUCAAAGACUAAUCCUUAAUGUUAUUUAUCUUGUAAUUUUGUGUGAAAUAAAGUUCUUGGUUUGAUUUA